Impatiens glandulifera is the source of this 2865-nucleotide messenger RNA. RefSeq names its product serine/arginine repetitive matrix protein 2-like. NCBI's taxonomy places the organism in Eukaryota, Viridiplantae, Streptophyta, Magnoliopsida, Ericales, Balsaminaceae. Gene Ontology annotation, molecular function: DNA binding. The transcript is spliced from 10 exons. The record is from RefSeq and is a predicted model, not a curated record. The coding region runs from base 131 to 2503 and encodes 790 amino acids.
GCCCUAAUACCUUUUAGAGAGAGAGAGAGAGAGAGAGAGAAUAUGUACCUGUAGAAGAAACUCACCCGAUCGGCAUUCAUAGAUGUUAUCUUCCGGAGAGAGCAGCUAAAAGAAGCAAAAUACCACCCUAAUGGCGGGCAGGAAAUCAACGGUGGAACUUCCAGAAGGCUGGAUCGAAGAGGCCAAAACCUCAAAUAGACGCAAGACCAAGACUUUUACAAAUGUGGAGACUGGUCAAAAGUUCUACUCCAAGGCAGAAGUCAUGCGCUAUGUUAACAGGGAAAGCAUCUCACAAGUCACGCCUCAAAAACUAAGUCCGAAGAGCACUCCUCAACAACCGGUAAAGCAAAGCACUCCUCAAAAACCAAGUCCGAAGAGCACUCCUCCACAACCGGUAAAGCAAAGCACUCCUCCACAACCGGUAAAGCAAAGCACUCCUCCACAAUCGAGUCGACGAAAGAGGUUGGCCACAGAAGAUGAACCAGAGAAGGAAACAGAGCCAGUGAUUACAAAUGAAACACCAGACUGGUUACCUUCCGGAUGGACAAUGGAGGUGAAACCUUCAAAGGGUAGUGCGAGAGACUGCAAGAUAUAUAUUGAACCAUCAACUGGUCGGAAAUUCUACUCAAAGCCGCAAGUGUUGCAGCAUACCAAAAUUCCAGAACAGGUGGACACCACAUCCAAAAGAACAAGAAGUAGUCGUCAUGGUCCUGAAGAUAGCUCUCUGGGCAAACCAAAAAAUCCAGAAAAUGGUUCACCUAGCAAACUGAAGAAAGUACAUGAUAACUCAAUUACCAAAGGAAAGGAAACUGUAGAUGAUAGUCCUGCUGAGUUGAAGGAGAGAACAGAUGCUACUCUUGGUGAUGAAAAUCCAAAUUUCGAUUGGCUUCCUUCUGAUUGGAAAAUGGUGAUCAAAACGAAAAGUAGUGGUCAAAAAUAUAAGUGCUAUAUUGAUCCAAAAACUGGGUCCAAAUUCUAUUCUAGGCCAGAAGUAAUUAAGCACUUAAAUGUUGAAAAUAGUGGUGGUAUAUCCUUGUCAAAGAAAAUAGAAGUUGCCGCUUCCCAUGGAAAAUCAAAGAAAAAGGUUGUGAUUGAGAGGGGCACACCUGAUAAGCUUCCUUCUGGUUGGAUAAAGGAGAUCAAGAUUGAAAGGAAAGGGCUCGGUAUCAGAAGGGACCCGUUCUACACAGAUCCUGUAAGUAGAUAUGUAUUUCGUUCGCAAAAUGAUGCGCUUCGCUAUAUUGAAACUGGAGACAUCAAUAGUUGUGCGAUCAAACCUAAGCUAAGGGAUGAACUGGAUUGGCUAAGUGGGGAUAUUUCUCCUUCACCAGCAGCAGCAGCAGCAGUUGAUGGUAGGAAAUCACAGGCUCAAACCACUAAGAGAAGUCGUUUUGAAGGUAAACAGACUGAUACUAAUUCAGGCACUUUGGAAACAAAGAGUGAUAACGGUGGAUCUACAAAAAGACAACGUCUAAGCAGAUCAUCCUCGAAUAAAACCAAUGAAACUCUCGAUGAUAAUACCUUUAAAGAGGAGCAGCAGCAGCCGAUCACUCCUUCUCCUCCCAAAAGCCAAUCUCGCAGAAAAGCUACAUCCUCGAGAAAAGCAGCCUACAAGACUGAAAACUCGCCAGCAGAUGGAAACCGAACCAGUGGCAGGAAGAAGGCAGUUACAACUACCCCGAAAGAACCAUCGGUCCCUUCUCGCUCUUCACGACGAAUCUCGACCCAGCUCAAAGCAGAGGAGGAAAAGGUUGACCAACCGGAGGAAGUCCUCCCGGUUCAAGCCGAACCGAUAAGUAGCUUCACAGUCAAACCAACUUUAGCCGAAACCCUAAAUGAUGCAUUGGGAAUUGACGUAACUAAUAUGAGCGAAGGAGAAGGAGUAGAAGAAGAGUUCUCUUUAACCGGGGUUGGAAAUUCUCCAAGGAAAGAAGAAACAACCAAAGAUGAACUCUUUCAAUUCGGAGGUUCUUCUUGGCGUGACAUUGAUAUUAUUAAGGAACCAGAACCGGAAUCAGAACCAGAACUUGAACUGGAACCAAAUUGGCUCGAUCGACCGCUUGACUUCGUACUUAAUAAUUUGGUCAAUGAAAAUUCAACUGCAACUGCACCUCCAACUGCACCUGCCCCUGUCCCUGCCCCUGCCCCUGCUGCCCCUCCUGUUGUUCAGGAUUAUUUCCGCGAACAUAAGAAAGUGGAUGAUGAUAAUCAACAUAAUCACGAUUUGGGUGCGCCCGGUUUUACCAACUUUAAUUUUCUUAAUCAGGGAAAUAACAUUCCGGCUUCACCUGCUUCCAGUCAAUUCACUUUUCUUCAGAGCAGCAAUGUUUCUCCUUCUGUAAACCAAUCACUAUCGCCUGCAAAUCCUUUGUUUCAUUCUGGAAUCAUGCCUUCGCCUGCUAAUCCUCUUUUCCCUCCGAACAACAACAACGACGACAACAAUCAGUCUCCUUCUAUGCCUGCUAAUCUGAUUUUUCCACCUGGAGGGUUUGGUUUCCAGUGACUACUGAGGUGUGAUUCUCUACUAAGUUGAGUUAAAUGUGUUGUUUUAUAAUAAUUGUGUUGGGUGGAUUAGACAGACAGGCCUAGAAAUUUUGAUUUCUGGAUUUGUUUGUUUGUUUUGUCUGCCCUGACAUUUAUAUGUUAUGUCCAAUGUUGUAGCGGUGACAUUUAGAACCUUACUACUCAGAUUUUAGAUUAGAUGGGUGGUCUUAUGAUCUAUCUUAUCUAUUUAUCUUUAUGUGUAAUGUGUGUAAUGCUAUCUUAACUAAUGUAUGUAUUGUGUGUAAUGCUAUAUUGACUUAAUGAUGUGUGAUGCUAUUUAGACUAAUUUUUAUGACAACAUUUCUCAUAUUUAUUAUUAUU